UUCACUUCCUGUGUUGACCGGAAGUGAUGGCAAGCUUUCAGCUGUCAUGGCUGAAAAGAGGAAUGUUUUGGGGCUGCCUCUGCUGUUUUUACUAACAGCCGUGGCCCUCCUGCAUUUGUUCGUCUGUCCGUUCACUAAAGUCGAGGAGAGCUUUAAUUUACAAGCGGCGCACGACAUUCUGUAUCACAGGCUGCACUUUGACGAGUACGACCAUCAUGAGUUCCCCGGCGUGGUGCCACGGACUUUCCUCGGCCCCCUCUUUAUCUCCAUGCUCUGCUCCCCCGUCGUGUUUCUGUCCUCUCUGCUGGACGCACCGAAAUUUUACACACAGCUGACAGUCCGAGCUUCCCUGGGACUGUGUGUUAUCUGUGCGCUGUGGCACAUGCAGAAGGAGGCGAGGAGGCAGUUCGGCUCCACGGUUGCAGGGCUGUUUUGUCUGAUGUGUGCUUCUCAGUUUCACCUCAUGUUCUACAGCACCAGAACGCUCCCUAAUGUGUUUGCACUGCCGAUAGUUCUGGUAGCAUUCACGUCUUGGAUGGCUCAAAAAUACGGAAGAUUCAUCAGCCUCUCUGCUUUAGUCAUCAUUGUGUUCCGGUCAGAGCUCUGCAUCCUUCUGGGACUCAUGUUACUGAUAUCACUCCUGAGCAGGAAGCUGGGGCUGCUGCAGCUGCUUUACUAUGCUAUUCCUGCUGGGAUCUUGUCACUGGCUCUGACUGUGGCCAUCGACACUGUCUUUUGGAGGAAGGUUUUGUGGCCUGAAGGUCAGGUUUUGUGGUAUAACACCAUUCUCAACAAAAGUUCCAACUGGGGAACCUCUCCCUUUCUGUGGUACUUUUACUCUGCUGUACCCCGCGCACUGGGCUGCACGCUGUUCUUUGUCCCCCUCGGCCUCCUUGACAGGCGGAUGAGGCUGUUGCUGCUACCCACCGUGGGCUUCAUCCUCAUAUACUCGCUGCUGCCCCACAAGGAGAUGCGCUUUAUCAUAUACACUUUUCCCGUGCUCAGCUUGGUGGCUGCCCGAGGCUGUUCUUUCAUUUUGUGUAACUACCAGAAAUCCUGGAUCUAUAAACUGGGCUCUGCAGUCGUGGUUGGCCAGCUGUUGACCAAUGCAGCGUACUCGAGUAUUUGCCUCUACGUUUCCCACCACAACUACCCAGGGGGCAGAGGAAUGCACGAAUUACACAGGCUGUUGCCGGUCACAGCAGAUGUCUUUGUUCAUAUUGACACAUAUGCUGCUGAAACUGGAGUAUCUCGCUUCUUGGAGCAGAACAGAAACUGGAGAUAUGACAAACGUGAGGACUUGAGUAUCACAAGCCCUGACAUCAAAAUGUACUCACACCUACUGAUGGAGGCUAAUGUCACCAAGAUACAGCUAGUCAAGGACACCCAUCAGCCUCUGGCCUUCAUAGAAGGUUACAGCAACAUUGCCUUCAACAAGUUUCACUUCCCUCCUAUCACUGUGCGAUUUGAGAGAAAAGCUGUGCUGAUGGAGAGAAAGACUGGGCAACAAAAAGAGAGACUAUAACCGGAAUGAGGUGUUGAAUGAAGGAGUUAUGUUCACUGACCAAAAAAAUAAGUCCAAAGGUGACCAAAACAAGUGUUCUCAAGGUUACAUUGGGAUGUUUUUUCUAGGUAUUAAAUAACGUCUAUCAUUUAUAUUUGAGUACAAUUCAACUGCUGACAUGUCAAGUAGUAAAAAUUGUUCUCUACGCUCAUGUUGAUGUGUAAUAAAUUGCAUUUCCCCAUGAAAAAAUUAAAUGUCUUCUCGCAGACUGCUAAACUUAUCUUCUAGACUGCUUUGUAUUUUUAUAUUUUUGUAGAUAGAUUUCAUAUAUAAAUAAAGCAGUUUUCUGAGUGAAAGAAA
Molecule: messenger RNA, 1864 nt
Organism: Larimichthys crocea (large yellow croaker)
Lineage: Eukaryota; Metazoa; Chordata; Actinopteri; Sciaenidae
Gene: alg12
Product: ALG12 alpha-1,6-mannosyltransferase
Exons: 9
Coding region: 47-1525 (492 amino acids)
Biological process (GO): protein N-linked glycosylation
Cellular component (GO): endoplasmic reticulum membrane
Molecular function (GO): alpha-1,6-mannosyltransferase activity
Source: RefSeq, a predicted model, not a curated record